AUGAAAUGGGUGGAAGGUGCAAAACAAGGCAUUGCCGUGGCUGGUGGUCAAGGAUAUGGAAAUGGUCUUACACAAUUGUCUUGUCCUCAAGGAGUCGUUGUCAAUCAAUUGGGCACUGCCUAUGUGGCUGAUCGAUGGAAUGAUCGAAUCAUGCGUUGGCCCAAAGGAGUCACACAAGGAAGUGUCAUUGUUGGUGGAAACGGUGAAGGAGGACAAUCCAACCAACUCAAUUGGCCCUUCGGUUUGUCACUCGAUCGACACGGUAAUCUCUAUGUCGCCGAUUAUGGAAAUCAUCGAGUACAAAAAUUCAAUAUCGAAUUCAAAAGCGCCAAAGAGAUAUGCAGAGUUGAUCUCGGUGUAGGUACAUUGAGGUUAAAAGAAACACCUACCCCCUAAUCGCUUUAAUUUUCGUUCUGUUUUGGAAAACAUUACGAAGCACUAAUAGUUGCCUAUUUCAGUGGAUUGUAACGAGUUCCUGGUUGCCAAUGAUCGUAAUAUAUAUGAACCUAGUAGUUUCCUAUUGACAAAUUUGA
This is a messenger RNA of Rotaria sp. Silwood1, 533 nucleotides long. NCBI's taxonomy places the organism in Eukaryota, Metazoa, Rotifera, Eurotatoria, Philodinida, Philodinidae. The record is from the annotation of a GenBank genome assembly.